UGCUGCCCAGCUUAAUCCAUUGAGCCAACAUGUGUGAACGUGGCUUUAAAAGAAGAGUAGUGGAUGUGUGUGUGUUUGGGGUUAAGCUGUUUAACCCCAGUGCUCUGCGAAACCUGGCUGCAGCCCCUGGCUCUGCCACGUUACCCUCGUGUGACCUUAGGCAGGUCACCGUGGUUGACACCUGCUCCUUGGGCAGGCCUCCCAAAAGACGUCAGGUGCUAAGGUACCCCAAGGCCGGCUCUCCUCGAUCCUUUGUGGACUGGGGUUCAUCUGCAAGGAGACAAACCCUUCCCCGUUCCCAUCUUCUCCGUGUAGCCAGGGACUGACUGUGCAGCACUGAGCACAUGCAGGCUUCCCCUCGGUGCAGAUGUUUCUGCAGCCCAGCGAAACAUGCACUGCCACAGUCAGAAAUGGGCCCUGGUCUAAAUCUAUAAACCAUUAAGUUCUGUGACUUGACUCUUCUACUCUGUCCAAUAAAUAAUUUUGUCCUGAAUAAUUUUUUUGAGACCUCCUCUCACAUUAGAGCACUAACCUGCUGCGACCAGACAGCAGAGGAAGUCAAGUCUGGUUUCGGUUUCCCUAGCUGAAUACCUCAGCCCCAGCUCGCUCCCCACGGUGGUUCUAGAUUUGGUUCAGUAUACUUCUCCAUAUGCCCAGAUAACCUCAAAACCAAACCUCAAUCUGCCUUCCAGGUGUAGCUGUCAUUAGUAAAUGCUCAUUUUGUGUCAAUCCCUGUGCUGGAAAAAUUGUGGAGGUACAGACCCCUCCUGAGGGGAUUACUCACAGCCGGCUGAACAUGCCCGGGCCCAAGAGGAGGAUCGCAUCCGCAGGCAGCAGUGGGAGGUCUGGAGAGGAGCAGGCUUUGCUCUGCUCUUCCUCUGACCUCAUAGGAGCUGGUUGUCCAGCAGCCAGCCCAGCUUGCAAACUGCUGGGAGGAAAGGAGCGUGAGCGAACAUUGGGCACGGUUCUUGGCCGUGCCCACGAGUCAGCGGAGUAUACACAGCUCUUGCUCCUACUCACUGGUUCUUGCUCUGCCAUGACUCUGCGCCUUGGGUACCUGCAGAGCAGCUGCCCUCUUGCCAAGGGAAAAAAAAGUCUUGAAUGUUGGGGUUUUUACACUCCACUGCUUUCUUGCUGGAAAAGUGGAUUUUCAGUGGACCUGUUAAACCCCAUGUAAACAAAGUCAUCUAGCAGGUUGACUGUGUAACACUUAAAUUCCACAGGGCUGGCCACUCCCAGCUUUAGGAGACAAAGCCACCUGGAGCAUCUGAGAGGCCUAGCGCUGGCUUGUCUGCCCCAGGCAACGUUUGCUGCAAAGGGACAGGUGGACAGGGACUAUCUCUUGCUACAGGGACUGGUUCCUAGGAGAGCAGAGCCCUGGCCUCAAGGCACUGCUCUAACUGUAACAUCAGGGAACUUGGACUGCUCGCACUCCGACUCCUGGAGCGAGGUGGUGUUUGUCAAGCUGCAAUCAGUGCUUACCUCACGGUCUCCUUCUUCCAUCCUAGUUUGUAGCCCAGCUACUGGGUUUCCUGAUCAGUGUGGUCAGCUCCAUAUUCUGUGGCCAUCUGGGGAAAGCUGAGCUAGAUGCUGUGACACUGGCCGUGUCCGUUAUCAACGUGACGGGCAUCUCCAUUGGUUCUGGUUUAGCCUCAGCAUGUGACACACUGAUGUCCCAGACAUAUGGUGGCAAGAACCUGAAGCAGGUGGGCACCAUCCUGCAGCGGGGGAUCCUCAUCCUGCUGCUGUGCUGCUUCCCUUGCUGGGCAGUCUUCAUCAACACUGAGAGGCUCCUCCUGCUCAUCCGACAGGACCCUGAGGUCUCCAGGUUAACGCAGCUCUACGUGAUGAUCUUUAUUCCAGCUCUUCCUGCGGCAUUUCUGUACCAGCUACAGACAAGAUAUUUACAAAGUCAGGCGAUCAUUUUGCCUCAGGUGAUUACGGGUAUUGCAGCCAACAUCCUCAAUGUGGCCAUGAACGCCAUCUUUCUGUAUGCACUGAAGCUGGGCAUGGUGGGCUCUGCCUGGGCCAACACUGUUUCUCAGUACACUCAGGCCAUUCUCCUCUUCCUUUAUGUGUGGUGGAAGAAGAUCCAUGUGGAGACCUGGGGAGGCUGGACUAGGGACUGCCUGCAGGACUGGGGUUCCUUUAUCCAGCUGGCUGUGCCCAGCAUGCUCAUGAUGUGUAUUGAGUGGUGGACUUUUGAGAUCGGGAGCUUCCUGGCAGGGCUGCUCAGCGUGGUGGAGCUGGGUGCACAGUCUGUGAUCUAUGAGCUCUCCUGUGCAGCGUACAUGGUGCCACUAGGCUUCAGCGUGGCCACGAGCGUCAGAGUGGGCAAUGCCUUGGGAUCAGGGGAUGCAGUGCAAGCCAAGACCUCCUGCAUCACUGCUCUGCUGUGUUCAGGAGUGUUUGCUGUAGUGGUUGCAACGUUACUGGGAGUCCUAAAGGAUGUAGUGGGCUACAUCUUCACCAGUGACAAGGAGAUCGUUACCUUGGUGUCCAAAGUGAUGACGAUCUUUGCUCCGUUCCACUUGUUUGAUGCAGCAGCAGCGACCUGUGGCGGUGUGCUGAGGGGCGCAGGGAAACAGAAGAUGGGUGCUAUCGCCAAUGCUAUUGGCUAUUACGCCAUCGGCUUGCCCAUCGGCAUCUCGCUGAUGUUCGCAGCUAAGCUGGGGGUGUUAGGUCUGUGGGUGGGGAUGAUUGUUUGCAUCUCUUUGCAAGCCCUUUCCUUCUCAGCCUUUGUCAUACGCAUGGACUGGAAGAAAGCUGCAGAAGAGGCUCAAAUCCGAGCUGGACUGGAAAAACAACUGGAAGACGUGAACUCCAAUGGCACAGCUGCUAACAAAACAUCUGUUCUGGAUUACGUCUCUGUCAACGCAGACACUGCAGACACUGUGGUCCUGCCCAACAGCAUCAUGGGAGGUGAGAGGCAACCUGAUCACCAGCUCAUCAUGCAGGAGGAGCCUACCGCCUCCACUGCUCCUCCAGUGGUAGGAAGAGCCCUCAUCCUCCACCGGGUGCUGGUUGCUGCUGCAGCCGUUGCUGUUCUGCUCGCGGGCAUGCUGGUUCGGCUCCUAACUGGCAAUGGAUAGAGCUAUGUCAGUGUGCCGCCGAGGAACCGUGACUGCACAGAGCAGGAGGGCACAUGGUAAUGUCCUAGGAAGAUGAUGAUCGGGGAAAGAAUCCCCUGCCUCAGUAGCUUGUUAAGAGUCACUUUGCUCAAUUUCUGGUUAAGUCAAAAUGUCUCAUCUCACAUGCUCAGUUCUUAAAGGUGGCGAGGAUGCAACACCCGGGAAGGAAGUGCAUGAGAGGCUGUCCCCUCUCCUGCACUGCACUGGGGAUGUCACUUGUGAUGGGGCUAGAGCAUGUCUUAGGGCUGGCUAGGGAAGGAGACAGGCCUUGUGCUACUGUCCUCCUAGACACUGGGAGCGUUUGACCACGUGCUUUGGUAAUGGCAGAGGCUCAUGCUACUCACAAAGCAUGUUCUCUUGCAGACCUGCCUGUACCAGCAUCUUGGCAUGUCAGAGCCCACUCGCUAAUGCUACAACAGUGCAUUGCAGUGCAAGGCCAAAUUUGUUGGAAAAUGGCUGACUCCCAUCAGGGCGCUGGUUGCUGGCUCCUGGCCCUGCUCUCCCCUGUGUUGGCAGGCACAGGGCCUAGAGCAACUCCCCUUUGCACUUUUGUAACCUGGCAUUUUGAUACAAUAAA
Struthio camelus australis is the source of this 3708-nucleotide messenger RNA. The record is from RefSeq and is a predicted model, not a curated record. NCBI's taxonomy places the organism in Eukaryota, Metazoa, Chordata, Aves, Struthioniformes, Struthionidae.